Molecule: messenger RNA, 1170 nt
Organism: Aegilops tauschii subsp. strangulata
Lineage: Eukaryota; Viridiplantae; Streptophyta; Magnoliopsida; Poales; Poaceae
Product: fruit bromelain-like
Biological process (GO): proteolysis
Molecular function (GO): cysteine-type peptidase activity
Source: RefSeq, a predicted model, not a curated record
GCAAGCAAACAAGCUAGCUAUCUAAUGGCGCCGAUUCACAGCUCGCACCGCCUCCACGGCACACUGCUUCUGCUUGUGCUCGUGGCCGCCACUGCCUUUCUGAGCGCUGCCGCGGGGCGAGAGGAAGCGCUGGCUGCCCGGCACGAGCAGUGGAUGGCCAAGCAUGGGCGCUUGUACACGGACGCUGCCGAGAAACUGCACCGUCAGGAGGUGUUUGCGGCCAACGCAUGGCACGUAGACGCUGUCAACCAGGCCGGCAACCGGACGUACACGCUGGGCCUCAACCAGUUCUCUGACCUCACCUACGAAGAGUUCGCGGAGAAGCACCUCGGGUACAGUCACCAGCCGGUGGCCACGGUGAACAUGUCCAAGGCUCAGUUCCGGUCCACGCCGGACAGUGUGGACUGGAGGGGCGCCGUCACCCAAGUCAAGAAUCAACUUUCAUGCGCUUGUUGCUGGGCGUUCGUGGCGGUUGCGGCGACCGAGGGGCUCGUAAAGGUCGCAACCGGCAACCUCAUCUCCAUGUCAGAGCAGCAGGUGCUCGACUGUACCGGCAGCCGGAGCACCUGCAAGGGCGGGUACAUCAACGACGCGCUGAACUACAUCACCGCCAGCGGCGGCCUGCAGCUGGAGAAAGACUACGCGUAUAGCGGCCAGCAGGGCGCAUGCCGCAGCAGCGGCGUCAGUCCAAAUUCGGCCGCCUCCGUCGGUGCCCCCCGGUUUGCGAGCCUGCACGGCGAUGAGGGUGCGUUGCAGGAGCUCGUGGCCAGCCAGCCGGUGGCCGUGGCCGUCGAGGCCGACUAUGACUUCCAGCACUACUUUGCCGGCGUGUACACCGGCAGCUCGUCGUGCGGGCAGAAGCUGAACCACGCCGUGACGGUGGUGGGCUACGGGAACGUUGACGGCAGCGAGAAGAUGGAGUACUGGAUGGUGAAGAACCAGUGGGGGUCGGGGUGGGGCGAGGGGGGCUACAUGCGACUCACGCGCGGGAACGGCUCCAAUAACUGCGGCAUGGCCACCUACGCCUACUACCCGACUUACGACCUUUCUAGCAGAGGAGGUAUGUACCGUGAUGCUCUCCAACCGGCACCUAUAAAAAUUGAACCUGAGGUGGAUUUGCUGUUUCUCAAUACGACACCUUAUACACAGAUCAAUACUUCCUCCGUAUAG